Messenger RNA from Mycena citricolor, 1260 nucleotides. The record is from the annotation of a GenBank genome assembly. NCBI's taxonomy places the organism in Eukaryota, Fungi, Basidiomycota, Agaricomycetes, Agaricales, Mycenaceae.
AUGGGAUGGCUGGGUGUUGUCAACCGAUUUACGACCAUUGACCAGAAGAAACCUCCCGUGGAGCAGUACAUACACUCGGUUAUCAGCAAAAAUUCACGACUUGCUGUUAUGAUGCAUCCCAUGCUUGCUCAACGUGUCCAUCACAUGACGGCCAUCAUGUUUGAUUAUGCAUACAAGCGAAUCGAAGGGGAACUGAAUGAAUGUGACGCUGCAGGAUUUUCGAAUUCACUCAAUACUUAUGCAAAACUCAAGGUCAUUGUUCUUGAUGGCGACAUUGCUCAAGCGCUUGGACUUGGCAUGUUUCUUGUCAACUACAACAAGCCAGAAAUCAGCAGAAUCCACACCACUGAUCCAGCCGAGAUCAUCUCCUACUCUCUCAAGAUGUGUUCGGUUCACUUUCAACGUCAUAUCAACGAACUCCCGAAAACCAUCCCCUUGAAUAUAAUUGCGCUUGCAAAGUCGAUCUUGACUGCAAAAACUCAAGAGGAGAUUGAUCACUGGCAUUCCGUGAUGUCUUCGCAAACUGUCACUGAGCUCAAGAACUGGUAUGAGCAUAAGCUUCAUAAUCCCCUCAUUUUUCGCGCCAUCAACCAGUCGCUCUCGAAGAUUCCUUUGGGAAUUUGGAAUACAACACCGGACAUCCCUGACGGGCAAUUGAGACGUGAGACUGUGAAGCCAUCAAUUAUUCAUUUACUUAUCUCUAUUUACAGUGCUGAGGAGCGAGACAACAUCCGGGUGAGAGAGCUUCUGCAGAUUGAGCUCGAAGGUGUCGGCCCAAAACGCAACAAUGACAUCUACAACCGUGAGAAGCGAGGGCUCCAGCGCCGCCAGUGGACUUUGCGAAAACAGGUGCAACGUGACGCCAAUCUCAACAACUACGACAAUCUUCGAGCUGAGAUCGAGCUCAUCGGAGAACAGAAUCAGGUCUCCCUUGACAGGGAACGUCAGAUUCGUACUGAUAUCCAACGUCUGCAAGGAGAACUUGCAAUUGAUAAACGUCGUCAUGAACUGAAGCAAGAAAUUGCUCAGUUGCGUGAGGAGGCUGCAGCGGAGGCCGCGCUUCGUCGAAACCUCCGGAUCCAGAAAGAGGAGACCGAUGCGAAAGCCAAUGCCCUCCGCGCUACUUCUUUAUCUGGUGUUCGGAUACAGGGUUGUCGCAAGGAUUCUAGACCAAGCAACCCAGACACGGCAGCGACUGAUCGCAGCGGCAUAGACUGUGAGUAUUUGAACCAUGUUUCUUGUUUGUGGCACUCAAGCUAG